AUGAAAGUCCGGUCUUUCACAACUUUAUACCGGCAGCCAUGGCCCAAAUCGUCCGUCCUUGCACCUCGACUUGAUCCUACCAUACCCAUCGAGGAAGAGAAGACGCCGAACUACGACGCUGAUCGUUUCUACCCUGUCCACCUAGGCCAGGUUCUAAACAACAGAUACCAAAUUGCAACAAAAUUGGGUUACGGCGCCAAUUCCACUGUAUGGCUUGCUCGAGACCUUAACCGUUGGCGGUGGUCAAAAGACAAGUACGUCGCUGUCAAGGUUAAUUCAAGCAGCCAUGUUUCGCGACGAGUUCCACCUGAAAACGAGGUUGACAUCAUGAACCACAUUUCUCGCGUGAAUCCUAAGCACAAAGGCUGGCAUUUUGUUAGGAAGCUUCCCAACUCGUUCUCAUUAAAUGGCACAUCAGAAAACCACGUGUGUCUGGUCUUCGACGCUCUGCGUGAGCCUCUAUGGCUCUAUCGCAGAAGAUAUAUCGACAAUGUCAUUCCCCCGGAUAUCCUCAAGAUCUUGGUGCAAAUGAUCUUGCAUGCUCUUGAUUACCUCCACACAGAAUGUCAUGUAAUUCAUACAGACCUUAAGCCCGACAAUAUUAUGGUAAAAAUCGAAGACCCGACCAUCUUUGAUCGAGAUGCCAAGGAUGAAUUUGACAACCCACUACCACAGAAGCACCUUGAUGGACGCACUAUUUACCUUUCCCGAAAUAACUACGGGCCACUUGCCAAACCGACGGGUAUCAUCCAAAUCGUCGACUUUGGUCUCUCCGCUAGAACAACACCAGGACAGGUCCACACGGGUGCCAUCCAAGGGGAGAUAUAUCGGGCCCCAGAGGUUAUCCUCAACGCUGGGUACACGUACUCGGCAGAUAUAUGGAGUCUCGGGGUGAUGUUGUGGGACUUGCUCCAAGCCAAGGCACUUUUCAACCCUGCGACUGCUGAUGAACCCGACGAAUACGACGACCAGACUCACUUGGGCCAAAUAACAGCACUCAUAGGACCUCCGCCAAAAGAUCUUCUGCCCAAGGGUCAAAGAACUUCCAUGUUCUACAAGAGCAACGGAGACCUCAAAGACCCCAGCAGGAUUCCUUCUAAUUUUACCUUGGAAAAAUCCAUCACUUGCAUGAGUGGUGAAGAAAAGACAAGGUUCAUACAUUUUGUAAAGAGGAUGUUGACAUGGUCCCCUGAAGCGAGGAGCACUGCAAAAGAUCUGUUGGACGACCCCUGGCUGUACGAGGAUUUCGCGCAAGAUUAG
Fusarium vanettenii 77-13-4 is the source of this 1260-nucleotide messenger RNA. RefSeq lists its product as uncharacterized. The transcript is spliced from 5 exons. Gene Ontology annotation, biological process: spliceosomal complex assembly; regulation of mRNA processing; protein phosphorylation. The coding region runs from base 1 to 1260 and encodes 419 amino acids. The record is from RefSeq and is a predicted model, not a curated record. NCBI's taxonomy places the organism in Eukaryota, Fungi, Ascomycota, Sordariomycetes, Hypocreales, Nectriaceae. Gene Ontology annotation, molecular function: ATP binding; protein kinase activity.